Macrobrachium nipponense is the source of this 1650-nucleotide messenger RNA. RefSeq lists its product as uncharacterized. Lineage: Eukaryota; Metazoa; Arthropoda; Malacostraca; Decapoda; Palaemonidae. The coding region runs from base 1 to 1650 and encodes 549 amino acids. Gene Ontology annotation, cellular component: nucleus. Gene Ontology annotation, biological process: chromatin remodeling. Gene Ontology annotation, molecular function: catalytic activity. The transcript has a single exon. The record is from RefSeq and is a predicted model, not a curated record.
AUGUCUGAGCAGCCCUUUCUAGGAUCCACUCUGCUCACCCUGAAUGGGGAAGGGGCUAGAAAAGGUGCCCUAAACAUAGUCUGCUUCAAACCUGCCUGCCUGGAAAACCGCAUCCAGGGGGCCACACCACUUUGCGGUCGAAGAACUAUACAACUUAAAUUUGGAACAUGGAAUGUACGAACACUACUAGAUGAAAAUGAAAACAGACCCGAACGCAGAACUGCCUUUGUUGCUAGGGAGCUCCAUAGACUUAAUUUAGAAAUAGUGGCACUUUCUGAGACUCGUAUCGCUGGUGAGGGACAACUGUGUGAAGGUGGUGGCUACACAUUCUUCUGGAAGGGACAGGAACCUGGAACACCAAGACAGCAUGGUGUAGGUUUUGCUGUAAAAAAUUGCAUGCUUUUCAGUUUAACAGAGUACCCAAGUGGCAUAAAUGAACGCCUAAUGACACUCAGACUAAAUCUUGAGGGAAAUAAACAUGCCACAGUGAUCAGUGCUUAUGCUCCAACCCUUCUUGCAGAGGAUCAAACAAAAGAAUUAUUUUAUGCUGCUUUAGACACAGCUCUCACAGCUAUCCCAAAUGAAGACAAAGUAAUCUUUUUAGGUGACUUUAAUGCCAGAGUAGGGCGAGACAGUGACAUCUGGAGAGGUACAAUUGGAAAAGAGGGUGUUGGCAAAAUUAAUGCAAAUGGAACACUCCUACUCUUGAAGUGUGUAGAACAUGAUCUGGUAGUAACUAAUACUCUUUUUAGGCAGAAAAAUAAACUUAAAACCACCUGGCAACAUCCAAGAUCUAAACAUUGGCAUCUCUUAGAUUACAUUAUAGUAAGAUCCGAAGACUGCUGGACUGACCACCGCCUGGUAUACUCUUGUAUUAGGAUGAAGAUAUUGACUAAAAAGAGAAACGCGCAUGCACUAAAGCGACUGAAGUUCAAUAUUGAUUCACUUAAGAACGACUCGAAUAAACUUGAACUUCAGCGGUGUCUCGCUAAUAAAUUAGAACAGGAAUAUCCACCCAAUAUUGUUGAUCACUGGAGUAGAUAUAAGGAUUCCAUAAUCAGCGCAUGUAAAGAAUCUGUUGGUCUGAAGAAAUACGAACAUCAAGAUUGGUUUGAUCAGAAUGAUGCAACUAUUCAAGAUCUUAUUCAAAAGGCCAGAAAAUAUCUGUUUGAACAUCUGAAUGACCCAAAGUCUGAAACAAAGAAGAAAAUACACCACACGGCAAAAGCUCAGAUACAAAAUGCCACAAGGGAAAUGAAAAAUAAGUGGUUGACAGACAAAGCAAAUGAGCUCCAAUCCUUCUUUGACAGAAAUGACAUGAGAAGCCUUUUCAGUGGAAUGAAAACUAUAUUUGGGCCAAGUUCCCAAGGGCUAGCACCCUUACGUAGUCAAGACGGCACUCGACUCCUUAAAAACAAUAAUGAAAUCCUGUCUCGUUGGAAAGAACAUUUUGAAGAACUACUUAAUAGAGACCCUGUGAUAGACGAGGAUGUACUACAACAACUCCCUCAUCUCCAACUGGAUAUGACACUUGCAGUGGUACCAACUCUAGAGGAAGUGGAGUUGGCUAUCUUCUCUAUGAAGAACAACAAAGCUGUGGGACCCGACAACAUUCCUGCCGAAAUAUAUAAAUAUGGAGGACCAACCUAA